CUCCUCUUUUGGCUGGACGGUGCACAGAAUACACGUUUCAACAUCUACUCUGCAGGUUUGGACGGUCGCAACCACCGACUGAUUUGGAACGGCGUCGGCAUUGUCAUGAGUCUUUCGUUAGACUAUACCACUGAUCGACUUUACUGGCUGAAUUGGGUAACCAGAUGCAUCGAGUCCAUCUCAUUGAAUGGCGAGCCGUGGUUUGCCAUAAACCCUAUCUUGCCAGGCAGUUCCGACAGUCUUUUAUCAACACACCCUCGACGCAAACCAGACGGAACUGACUUUUUCAACUCCCUACCCCCGAAAGACUUUCAUCCCUAUGCAAUCGAUGCUUACCAAGGGGCUGUGCUCUUCUCAGAGGUUAGCAACAUUGAUAAUUCUCCCUGCUACGUAAGCCGUCCAUAG
Messenger RNA from Dibothriocephalus latus, 405 nucleotides. The record is from the annotation of a GenBank genome assembly. NCBI's taxonomy places the organism in Eukaryota, Metazoa, Platyhelminthes, Cestoda, Diphyllobothriidea, Diphyllobothriidae.